Elephantulus edwardii (Cape elephant shrew) is the source of this 681-nucleotide messenger RNA. Its product is annotated as chromosome unknown open reading frame, human C12orf74. The record is from RefSeq and is a predicted model, not a curated record. The transcript has a single exon. Lineage: Eukaryota; Metazoa; Chordata; Mammalia; Macroscelidea; Macroscelididae. Bases 1 to 681 code for a protein of 226 amino acids.
AUGCAACAAGCUGCUAAAAAUUAUCUUCUUGAAAAGGGCAAAGAAAUACUUGAGGAAGAGUACUAUUUGAAUAUGGAAACUGAACGACUUGUUUGUGCAUCAGAAAGCAACAACAUGGACAAUGUUUCUGAGAAGCUACCAACAGAGGACCUCCCAGACUCCACAGGUAACAUAGAGCCUUCUGACCCAACGCUGUGGUCCAGAGGCAGUCGGACAUCUCCUCAGAGGCACACUGAGAACCAGGGGAAUCUUCUCCAUUUUGACAGACAAGCUCUGGGCCGAAUUUCCACUUCUCCCACUUUGAGGAGAUUAAGAGGAAGUGGAUGUGGGACCUUGAACUCAACAUCUCAGCAGGACAGCUGGGGAAGCUGGAAGGAGCCUGCAAGAUCAGCGUGUCAUCUUUCCAAGAGUCCUCCUGGAAGUCUCAAGGCCUCGUCCUCCUCCCCAUCACCCUUGAGACUUGGAGAUCUGAGACUGCCUUCUGAUGCAGAAACAGCCUUCAACACAGCUGGGUCAGUAGAGCUUCACAUCAGUCCUUCUGUUCAGCAAAUCCCUCCCAUGCUUCAGUCCAUCAAUGAAGGAUCCCUUCACCAGGCUUCCCCUCCAUCCAGCCUCACUUCACCACAGCCAAGUCCUCAGGUAACAUUAAUACAGCACCAUGGAAAGCAAAAUGGUUCUUAG